Molecule: messenger RNA, 834 nt
Organism: Didymodactylos carnosus
Lineage: Eukaryota; Metazoa; Rotifera; Eurotatoria; Philodinida; Philodinidae
Source: the annotation of a GenBank genome assembly
AUGACCUCUAACUUAUUUACUGAUUGGCUCAUCACUAUUAAUAAUCAAAUGAAAAAAAAAAAACGGAAAAAUCUUCUCUUUCUCGACAAUGCUCCAUGCCACGUGAUUAAUCAAGAUUUAUCGAAUAUUAAACUUGUCUUCUUUCCUCCAAACACCACAUCCAAGUGUCAACCACUCGAUCACGGUGUAAUCCACUCAUUUAAAUGUUUUUAUCGACAAAAAUUAGUGAAACAUAUAAUUGCUCAAUGUACUCUGGCUCAAACUGCUGCUCAAAUAUCAAUUACUGUCUUAGAUGCAAUUAAAUGGAUAGAAAUCUCAUGGAAAAAUGUUACAGAAAAGACAAUUAAAAAUGGUUUUCGUGCUGCUGGUUUCACACAUUCUUCUUCUACAUCUUCGUCGUGUGCGAUAGAUAUGGAUAUUGAUGUCGAAGCUGAUAUAGAAUUAAACAAUUCUGAUAAUCUUCUACAACAGCUUGAUUCAUUAUUGACUCAUCUUCAAAUUGGUGGUCCACAGUUAACAGCUGCCGAAUUUGUUAACAUUGAUUCCUGUAUUCCAACGUUUAAUGAAUGGGACGACUAUGAACAUCUGGAAACUUACAUCCAAGUUACACAAGAUGAUAACGAAGACGAGGAAGAAGAAGAAGUUUUAGUAGAACAACCGCCAAAUUUAUCCGAAGUACUCAAAAUGAUAAGAAAACUUCAUUUUUUUGCUUCUAUCGAACAACCUCAAUUACACAAUCUUAUAUCUGAUUUAGAAUCACAAUUAACUGAUAUUUAUCUUGAUUCAAAAGCGGUUAAACAAAGUUCUAUUAUAGACUAUUUUUCUUAUUGCUGA